AUGGUCGCAGAAACAAAGUUCUACAAAAUCCUAGACGUCAACCCCGACGCUUCCCCAGCUCAGCUCAAGGCCGCAUACCGCAGGCUCGCUCUCAAGUUCCAUCCCGACAAAAACUCUUCAUCACCAGAAGCCGCCGCCGAAAAAUUCAAAGAAUUGAAGUACGCAUACGAGGUCCUGUCGGACCCCCAAAAGGGCAAAUACUACAAUAUCCUCGGCGAAGACGGCAUCAAGCAAGGAGGC
Molecule: messenger RNA, 240 nt
Organism: Aureobasidium namibiae CBS 147.97
Lineage: Eukaryota; Fungi; Ascomycota; Dothideomycetes; Dothideales; Saccotheciaceae
Product: dnaJ-like protein subfamily B member 6-A-like protein
Exons: 2
Cellular component (GO): nucleus; cytoplasm
Molecular function (GO): protein folding chaperone; protein-folding chaperone binding
Source: RefSeq, a predicted model, not a curated record